AUGUGUGAGCGCAGUCUCUACAGAGCGGGCUAUGUGGGCUCGCUUCUGAAUUUGCAGUCGCCAGACUCUUUCUACUUCUCCAACCUGCGGCCGAAUGGCGGCCAGUUGGCCGCGCUUCCCCCUAUCUCCUACCCGCGCGGCGCGCUGCCCUGGGCCGCCACGCCAGCCUCCUGCGCCCCCGCGCAGCCUGCGGGCGCCACUGCCUUCGGCGGCUUCUCGCAGCCCUACCUAGCUGGCUCCGGGCCUCUCGGCCUGCAGCCCACAACAGCCAAGGACGGACCCGAAGAGCAGGCUAAGUUCUAUGCGCCCGAAGCGGCCUCUGGGCCUGAGGAGCGCGGUCGUACCCGGCCUUCCUUCGCCCCCGAGUCUAGCCUGGCCCCUGCAGUGGCUGCUCUCAAAGCGGCCAAGUAUGACUACGCGGGCGUGGGUCGUGCCACGCCGGGCUCCGCGACCCUGCUCCAGGGGGCUCCCUGCGCCCCCGGCUUCAAGGACGACACCAAGGGCUCGCUCAACUUGAACAUGACAGUGCAGGCGGCGGGCGUUGCCUCCUGCCUGCGACCUUCACUGCCCGACGGCCUGCCGUGGGGGGCGGCCCCGGGGAGGGCCCGCAAGAAGCGGAAACCCUACACGAAGCAGCAGAUUGCGGAGUUGGAGAACGAAUUCCUCGUCAACGAAUUCAUCAACCGGCAGAAACGCAAGGAAUUGUCCAAUAGGCUGAACCUCAGCGAUCAGCAGGUCAAAAUCUGGUUCCAGAACAGGCGUAUGAAGAAGAAGCGCGUGGUGCUGAGGGAGCAGGCGCUGGCGCUCUACUAG
Messenger RNA from Cercocebus atys (sooty mangabey), 813 nucleotides. RefSeq names its product homeobox D12 (gene HOXD12). Bases 1 to 813 code for a protein of 270 amino acids. Gene Ontology annotation, molecular function: DNA-binding transcription factor activity, RNA polymerase II-specific; sequence-specific double-stranded DNA binding. Gene Ontology annotation, biological process: regulation of DNA-templated transcription. Lineage: Eukaryota; Metazoa; Chordata; Mammalia; Primates; Cercopithecidae. The record is from RefSeq and is a predicted model, not a curated record. The transcript is spliced from 2 exons.